Molecule: messenger RNA, 4034 nt
Organism: Papilio polytes (common Mormon)
Lineage: Eukaryota; Metazoa; Arthropoda; Insecta; Lepidoptera; Papilionidae
Product: chaoptin-like
Exons: 7
Coding region: 1-3912 (1303 amino acids)
Molecular function (GO): protein binding
Source: RefSeq, a predicted model, not a curated record
AUGUACAAGCAUGUGCUACGUAAUAACAUAUUCAGGCAAAAUGGGCGUGAUAUACGGCAAGUUAUAUCAAUAUUACUGGUAUUAUAUCUUAUUCUCCGAGCUAAAGAUACCUUGGCUUGUUCAGAUUUAAUGACAAACGAUAAAUGCUCAUGCUACACAUUCGAAGAUGCUGUUUUUCUCGACUGCCAAGAUUCAAAUACAAAGCAAAUAAAAAAUGCGCUGAAGAAAGUUUCUGCCGUACAUUCCUUAUCCAUAAAUGAUCUUGAUGACACUGAAGAAAUUUUGGGACCACAUUUUGUGCCGUUAGGUGUAUGCAUAAAACAUAUACAUAUGUCAAGAACUGGCAUAAGAGACAUAGAUGAUGAAACAUUUAUGCCACUAAGACAGUGCCUUGAAACGUUAAGUAUUGUGUCAAGUAAAAUUAAAUUUAUACCACAGAAGGCAUUUUCUGGAUUGCUCAAAUUGAUUUCAAUCGAACUCACUUCAAAUCACAUUGAGGAUAUCCCAAGUUAUAGUUUCUACGGUCUUCCAUUAAUGAAAAUAAACAUAAAGCAGAAUAUGAUUCGACAUGUCUCUGAUUCUGCGUUUUCUAGUUUAGAAUUAACCUUGUCUGAGAUUGAUUUAAGUGAAAACAAUCUUACAACUUUCCCUAUUUCAUCUAUUGCCAAAUUAAAGCACCUUCGGUCUUUAAGGUUAUCUUGGAACGAAAUGUCAUCUUUCCCAACCGUCGAUGAUUUCGAUUUACCGUCUCUUGAAUUUUUAGAUUUAAGUUCUAACAAUUUUGAAUUCGUUUCAGAAGACUGCCUUAAAUUUUGUCCGUCCCUGUUAAUAUUAUCAUUUCAUUUUAAUUUCAUAAGUAAUAUACAUUAUCGUGCAUUUCAAUCUUUAGUUCAUCUCAAAUCUUUAGAUUUGAGCCACAACAGAAUCAAAGUAUUAAAUACUAAUUUAUUUUUAAAUAAUAAGAAAUUGGAAUUUAUCGAUUUGAGUCAUAAUCAUCUGCACCACAUACACGGCCUGUUUUGUAACAUGCCAAUAUUAGCUGAAGUAUUUUUAGGUAACAACAAUAUUUUGGAAGUGCCAAUUGAUUCCUUUUUUAAUUCGACUAAAAUAAAUACGAUACAUUUAAAUAAAAAUUGUAUACAUACGAUUCAUAGCAAAAGCUUUAGUGAUUUAGAAGAAUUAGCAACGUUACGUUUAGACUUUAACUACGUAACUCAAGUGCCACACGAUACCUUUAUUAAUAACACUGAAGAGAUUUAUUUGAAUAACAAUAAAAUCACAAGCAUUGAUUCUGAAACAUUUUCAAAAAUGUCACACUUGAAACAUUUAAGUUUACAUGACAAUUACUUAGUUGAGAUUAAUGACAUAUUACCGAAGCCAAGUUCUUCAUUGUUAACAUUUCACAUCGACUCUAACUUAUUAUCCUCAUUAAAAAGUUUAACAUUUCGUUAUCAGGAGAAGCUUUAUCAUCUCAGUUUAACGAAUAAUCACAUCAGAUUUUUAUCAAAAAGUAUAUUCGCCAAUUUAACCUAUUUAACUAGAAUUGAACUUUUCAAUAACGAGAUAUCUAUAAUUGAUGAUUUUACAUUUCAACAACUCCGUUCUACAAGAAAUUUAGAUUUACACAACAAUUUACUACGCAACGUCACAAAUUAUACAUUCGUAGGUCUGUUUGAAUUAGAGGAUUUAAAUUUAUCACAUAACAAAAUAACUUUCAUCUAUACCAUGGCAUUCGAUACUUUAAAGAAAAUACGAACUUUAAAUUUAUCAUUUAAUCCACUUAAAGUACUUUAUAAAAAUCUGUUCCAACAAGGGUUGCCAUUGAGUUCAUUAUAUUUAGAUAAUUGUGAGAUACAACAAAUAGAAAAUGGCACUUUCGAAGGAAUGAACAAUCUUAAAUAUCUAUCUCUCAAAAAUAAUUCAUUAAAAUCCAGCGAAUUGAUUUUUAUUGACAUACCCGGAUUAAAAUUUUUGUCACUCUCAUACAAUAUAUUUGACAAUUUACCAGUUGAAUCGUUUUCUCAACUCCCCCUUUUAGAAGUUUUAUUUUUAGAACAUUGCAAUAUUGAACAUAUUUUUGAGGGCACUUUUUCUUCCAACAAACAUCUCGUGCGUUUAAAUGUAGCACAAAACAUUAUCAGCGGAAUACCACCUACAUUAUUUGAAUCAUACAAUUCUGUAUCCGAGGUAAAUAUUAGCAAUAACUUUUUAGAUUAUGUUCCUUACAAUACUUUAGAUAAUCUAACGCAAAUAGAAAUUUUAGAUAUCGCAGAUAACUUAAAAAAUGAAAUUCAAUCGAUUACUAUGAAGAAGAACGUCAUUUUCAAAGAACUGUUAGAAAUGGAUGUUAGUUUUAACAAACUAACGGCAGUACCAUCUAUGCUGUUUGAAAAUUUUCCUAAAAUUCAGAACAUCAAUAUUUCGUACAAUGAUAUUGUGCGAUUUGAUUUUCUAUUGUCACACAAGAUCAAUGGAGUUUCAUUAAUAAGUAUGGAUUUAAGUAAAAAUCCCGCAGUUUCAUGGCCUUUAGUCAACAGUAGAGAUAAUAACAAUACACUUUUAUCCAAUUUGUAUGAAUUACACAUUUGUUAUACAAACUUAUCUAACUUAGAUGACGUCACAUUUGAUUCCUUUCUUAGUUUGCAACAUUUAUAUCUAAGGUUUAAUAAAAUAAGGCGCCUUUCUAUAAGUCCCUUUUCAAAAUUGAGUUUCCUAGAAAAUUUAGAUCUCAGCUAUAACAAAAUAACGCAUGUAAAAACUAGCAACUUUCGUGGACUUGUUAAACUAAGUGCUUUAUGUUUAUCCAAUAAUUAUAUAGAAUCGAUAGAAACUUUUACUGAAGACCUUAGCAAUUUAAAACUUUUGGAUCUUUCUCAUAAUAGAUUACAAAACAUACUUAAUCAAGAUUUAGUUAAUUUAAAGGAACUAACCGUACUGUACCUAGGUUUUAAUAAUAUAAAGUAUAUAUCAGUAACAGCGUUUAACAAUUUAAAUAAAAUUAUACAUAUAGACUUAGAGCACAAUAAACUUCAAACAAUACCAAUUGAUCUAUUUACAAUAAUUGAAAGUCACAUUCAAGAAAUAUCUAUAAAAGAUAACAUAAUAAUGUGUAGCUGCCAAAGAAAUAAUACAUGGACAUGGAUACAAGAUCAUCCGAAAAUAAUAAACUCGAAUGCGGUGACAUGUCUUAACGACGAAUAUCCUAAGGAGAAAUGUGAUUUUCCGACCAUUACACAAUUGUCCAUUGACAAACAUAAAGACAAUUCCGUUUCUGUGUCGUGGUUUAUUCGAAAUCGCACUGCUGUUAAAUCUCUACAAAUUAUGUACUACGAUGAUGACGUCACGACAGACGUGACUUACAGAUAUUUGGACAAAUCUGAAACAUCUACACUUAUCUCUGAUUUGGUACCGAGUAAAAAUUACAUUGUAUGCAUAUUAACAUUGGAUUUAAAUCCCUUUUCUAAACUACUCGAUGAAGAAAUAUCAGAAGUGAAUAUUUCAUUAAGUGAUUUUAAAUUUGCAUCUAAUAUCAGUCGAAGUUACGCCGCUACGUUAAUUUCACAGUCUCCUUCUAGUGAAUGUGUCACAUUCGAUACAUUUACAAAACACUCUAUAAAAAUGAAACCAACUAAAACAUUCCAUUUAUCGUCAAUACUCAAUCGAAGAAUGGGUCUGAUUGUAGGCUGUGCUUUAGGAUUUGUAGUGUUUUUUAUUAUGGUAUCAGUUUUGUUGUACACGAAAAUCAAAGAAAGGAAACGAAUCGCUAAAUCUGACCCAGCAUGGUCGGAAAUGAACGAUUAUCAUUCGAUACAAAGUAAAGAGGAUGUUUUGCAAUCAACUACUGCUUCCACGGAUAAUAUAUUACUAGGCAUGGCAAAAAAUCGAAAAAUGUCUAUAGAACAAUUAAAAUAGACUCGUAGACACACAGCUAGUUCUUGUUAAGUAGGUCUUAAAGUUGGAGUUGUUUUUUAAGUUUCAAUUAAACUGUUAAAUAGUGUUGUAGUUAGCUUAAAGCUGUAAAUAAGUUAAUUUAG